CUUCCACCCUCCAUCUGAACUCCUCUUCAGAUAGCAGAUAUUGACAGUGAAUUUGUGAGCAGCAGUGCAGACAUGAAGGUGGCUAUUGCAGUCUUGUGUCUGAUGUGGAUGUCCUUGUGCGAGAGCCGCACAAUGGGCCGUUGUGAAGUCGUCAAAAUCUUCAGGGCAGAGGGACUUGAUGGCUUUGAGGGAUUCUCUCUUGGCAACUAUGUGUGCACGGCCUACUGGGAAAGCAGGUUUAAGACCCAAAGAGUGCGUACGGCUGAUGUUGGGAAAGACUAUGGAAUCUUCCAGAUAAACAGUUUCAAAUGGUGUGAUGAUGGCACUCCGGAUGGAAAGAACUUAUGCAACUUGCCUUGUUCAGAUUUGCUUAAGGAUGACCUGAAACCUUCAGUUGAAUGUGCAAAGCUCAUUGUGAAAACCGGAGGACUGAAAUCAUGGGAAACCUGGGAUAGUUACUGUAAUGGCCGUAAGAUGAAACGCUGGACAAAAGGUUGCGAAUCGCACUAAUAAGGCCUUGAUUGCCUGAGGGAUCUUUAAUUACCUAUAAUGAUCAUGUCCUAAUGCAGUUUAAACUCUUGGUUGAUGUGACUUUUAAAACAUUGUCAUCAUUAAUGUAACAUUGUAUCCUUGAUCUUCAGAUGUAUAUUAAAGCAUCUUCCCAAAUUGUAAA
Ctenopharyngodon idella (grass carp) is the source of this 673-nucleotide messenger RNA. It is a transcript of the gene lyz, whose product is annotated as lysozyme. The transcript has 4 exons. Gene Ontology annotation, molecular function: lysozyme activity. The record is from RefSeq and is a predicted model, not a curated record. The coding region runs from base 73 to 510 and encodes 145 amino acids. Lineage: Eukaryota; Metazoa; Chordata; Actinopteri; Cypriniformes; Xenocyprididae.